Messenger RNA from Microdochium trichocladiopsis, 229 nucleotides. RefSeq lists its product as uncharacterized. The record is from RefSeq and is a predicted model, not a curated record. Bases 6 to 224 code for a protein of 72 amino acids. Lineage: Eukaryota; Fungi; Ascomycota; Sordariomycetes; Xylariales; Microdochiaceae. The transcript has a single exon.
GUACGAUGUUGUUCCACAGAGUGGAGUCAUGCCUGUUGACUGCUACGGCGGGCGUCGUUUGGGGUGCGUCCGUGUGGCAACUAACAAUUUCAUGGUCUGACACUGUCCAAGCUCUGGUCAGGCAUCGGGGUCCGGCGCUGGCUCGAAUUCGGUGCCUUCUGAAUAUGCUUCUGAGAGGCCAUUUGGGAAGCCCUCAUUUAGGCUUAAAGAGCACAAGCCUCUAAUAACU